Panicum hallii is the source of this 1754-nucleotide messenger RNA. Its product is annotated as protein IQ-DOMAIN 1-like. The coding region runs from base 1 to 1311 and encodes 436 amino acids. NCBI's taxonomy places the organism in Eukaryota, Viridiplantae, Streptophyta, Magnoliopsida, Poales, Poaceae. The record is from RefSeq and is a predicted model, not a curated record. Gene Ontology annotation, molecular function: protein binding. The transcript has 4 exons.
AUGGGGGCGUCGGGCAAGUGGAUCCGGACGCUGGUGGGGCUCCGGCCGGCGGCGGAGAGGGAGAGGCCCGGCGGCGCCGGCAAGGGGCGGAAGUGGAGCCGGCUGUGGCGGAGCUCGUCGUCGCAGCGGGGGAGCAGCGCGGCGCCGUCGGAGGCGCCGUCCGAGGCGUCCUCCGCCGCCGACGCGCUCACCAGCUCCGUCGUCGCGGCCGUCGUGCGCGCGCCGCCCAGGGACUUCCGCGUCAUCAGGCAGGAGUGGGCCGCCGUACGCAUCCAGUCCGCCUUCCGCGCCUUCCUGGCACGGAGGGCGUUGAGGGCGCUGCGGGGGAUCGUGCGGCUGCAGGCGCUGGUGCGCGGCCGCCGCGUGCGCAAGCAGCUCGCCGUCACGCUCAAGUGCAUGAACGCACUCGUCCGGGUGCAGGAGCGCGCCCGGGACCGCCGUGCCAGGAUCUCGGCGGACGGCCGUGACUCGCAGGACAUCCUCGACGACCGGACCGGCCGCGCCGAUCCCGUCAAGGAAGCCGAGGCUGGAUGGUGUAAUAGUCAAGGCACUGUGGAUGACUUAAAAUCAAAGCUACAUAUGAGGCAUGAGGGUGCAGUAAAGAGAGAAAGGGCAAUUGCUUAUGCUCUCUCUCACCAGCGGAGUUCAAGCCACAGUGAUAGGCCUAGCUCUCCAGCUGUAUCUCUCAGAAAUCAUGGAAGUAACAGGACCAAUCAAAAUUGGAGCUAUUUUGAUGGGUGGACGACAGCAAAACCGUGGGAGAGCCGCCUUAUGGAGCAAACCCAUACUGAACACUCCACCAAUUCUCGGUGUUCAGAGAGCAAUGAGGAGAUGAAUGCAGUCAGUUCAAAACUUUUAGAUGUAAGCUCAGUCAAGAUCAGAAGAAACAAUAUGACGACCAGGGUGGCAGCUAGACCUCCUUCCACAAUAUCUGCUUCUUCAUCAGAUUUUGUUUGUGAUGCAAGCUCUCCAUCGACUUCCUCAGUCACCCCAGUGUCUGGCACUAAUUUCAUGACAUCAGAGAGAAGAUCUGAUUGUGGACACGGAGGUGGACCAAACUACAUGAACUGGACUAAAUCGGCCAAAGCAAAGUUGAAUGGUUCUGGCACCCAUAAGCCACCGCUUCAAAGGCAACGUUCUUCUGAUCUGCAUUGUAACAGCAGGACAGCAUUAUCUUCCGUAGAUGUUCAAAGCACAGCUGGCUCCGAAGUUUCAGUUACUUCAAAGAGGUUGAACAGUUUGACCUUGAAAGGUCGAGGCACUAGAAGUUUGGACAAGGAGAAUGAUGGCCAGCCUAUUGCCUUGUUUUAGAACUUAGGGUGUGUUCGUUUCCCCUCAGAGGGCUCUAAAAAAUAUUAGAGUGCUCGCUCUCUCUAAAGAAUCGCGGUCUCUAAACGAAGGACACUCGCGCGAUUAGAGGCCGGACACUCGCGCGAUUAGAGGCCGGUUCAGUGCCGGGCCUCUAAACUUUAGAUGUUUCAGGCUUUAGACCCCGGAAACGAAUGGACCCUUAGUACUUUUAUUUUCCAUAAUGCUAUAUUUUAGGCAUAUUGAUGUUGACUUGUAUGUAUGCUCUGAUUUCAAUGCCUCGUUGCUCGUUUUGGCACCAUCUGCAUUUCUGAUGUACAAAAGGCUGAACUGCCUCUACCUGCUACUUCGGGGGUUCUAAACCACUGUUUUGGAGUCAUGCAGGAUGGUGAUAACUAGUUAACGUACUUUUGUGCUGGAUCAGCAGCAAUGAAUUGACAAUUUCA